Eurytemora carolleeae is the source of this 354-nucleotide messenger RNA. Its product is annotated as vegetative cell wall protein gp1-like. The coding region runs from base 1 to 354 and encodes 117 amino acids. Lineage: Eukaryota; Metazoa; Arthropoda; Copepoda; Calanoida; Temoridae. The record is from RefSeq and is a predicted model, not a curated record. The transcript is spliced from 2 exons.
AUGGAUCAUUGUGCUGUAAAUAGUAGAUCACUGAGCGUUUAUCAGCCAACACCAGUAGCUCAAGCUCCUGCUGCUGCAUCGCCGGCAGCAUCUUUGCCUCCCACUACUGAACAGCAUUCAGCUGAAGCUCCAGUUCCAAAAUCCAAUCCAUCUGCGACAGCUCCUGUUUUCAAUUCCCUGCCGCCGGCUCCAGUAUCAACCACUCCUGCACCGGCUCCGGUCACCUAUGCCCCGGCAUCAGUUACUAAUCCUUUAGCUCCAGUAUCUAAACCACCUGCACCGGCUCCAGUAUCUAAACCCCCUGCACCGGCUCCAGUAUCUGAUCCCUCUGCUCUGGCUCCAGCAUCCCUCUAG